AUGGCGUCGACUACCAUUUCAGAUCCUCCCAACACGUUAUCUACAGUGAUUGACCAAUUCUUCUCGGAAACGAAGAUUGAAGCAUGUGACCGUGCUCUUUGGUCCGACCGAAACGGGUAUGAUUGUAUCUGCAAACUAGCGACUGAGGAGGACAGCCAUUCGUUAAAAGUGGCUCUCCAAGGAAAAUCUUAUGCAAUCAGCUCUUUGGCAGCGGUAAUCGCGUAUUAUGAAAAGCAGGGAACAUCGUUUGCUCCUAAUACACUUCGCAUGAGAUACGAGCUACCAGACGACACCAUGAUGGUGGAUGUUUCCGCUAUACAGGCAUUAGAAGUUAUGCAGAAUCUGAAUACACCAAAUUCGAAAGCUUGUCUACUUGGGCUUCUGAAUCAUACUAUUACUCCUAUGGGUGGACGUACGCUUAGAACGAGCAUUUUACAACCUUCAACCCAGCCACAGAGAGUGAUCUAUCCUCGAUACGAUGUGAUCAAAGAAUUCAUCGAUAAUGGAGAAAUGUUUCGCGAUGCUCGACAAGCUCUAAAGUCAUUCUUUGACGUGGAACGACUUCUUACUAAAUUUAUUGUAAUAUCAACAGUUGACGAUGUUGUCAAGUGCGAAGAGCAGAUUGAACGAAUAUUAAUGAUCAAAGGAUUCUUGGAGGCUAUCCUUGAGUUCCAUACAGCGCUGAGCCCUGCCUCGUGCGCUCUGCUUGUCAAGGCCAGAGACAUUUGUUCACCCGAGAUUAGCAGUCCCAUCAUCCGGAAAAUUCGGACUGUUAUAGAAGCAGACGUAACAUAUGUGAAAUCUGCACUGGACUUGCGAAACCAAAGGUGUUUUGCCGUCAAGGCUGGCAUUAGCGGAUACCUGGACCUGUUGCGUCAGGCGUACAAAGAAUUAACUGGCGAUGUGCAUCAGUUGGUAGACGAUUUAAAAGAAAAACAUGAGAUCACAGUGCAGCUCAAAUACGACAACAGCCGCAAGUAUUGGCUGAAGCUAAACGUCGGCGAAUACAGUCGAAUUACUUCGCCUUCUAUCUUUAUCAAUACUAUUAAAAAGCCGAAACAUAUCGAAUGCCAAACAUUGGAGCUCGUCAAAUUGAACAUGCGAAUUAGCGAAACCUCGGAGAGCAUCGUUGAGCAGAGCAACGAUGUAAUUCAAGAACUAGCUUGCGAGCUUCGACAAUUUAUUCCACAAUUGUUUCGAAUGUGUGAAUCGAUUGGCCUUAUAGAUAUGUUAGCUUCGUUCGCUCACGUGGCACAUGACCGACACUACGUCCGUCCCGAGUUUACGAGCACACUUGCUCUGCGAGCAGCAAAGCAUCCCAUUAUGGACCGGACUACUACUGGCGAUUUUGUGCCAAAUGAUUACUACGCCACCGAUAAUCAUCGAUUCAACAUUGUUACCGGGUGUAACAUGAGUGGGAAAACAACAUACAUCCGUGCCAUCACCCUUCUUCAGAUCAUGGCACAAAUCGGAAGCUACGUUCCUGCGACGUAUGCUUCGUUUACAAUAAUUCGCUGUAUUUUUGCUCGUAUUACCACUAAUGACAAAAUCGAGGCCAAUCUCUCUAGCUUUUCAUUAGAAAUGAGAGAGAUGGCCUUUAUUUUGCGAAACAUUGACGACUCAAGCUUGGUAAUUAUCGAUGAACUUGGUCGCGGGACAGCAACACAAGAUGGACUCGCCAUUGCAAUGGCGGUGUCUGAGGCUCUUAUUCAGAGUAAAGCCUUUGUGUGGUUUGCAACGCAUUUUGCAGAUAUUGCAAAGUCCUUGCACAAUUUUCCCGGUGUGCUGACACUUCAUUUACAAUCGCGAAUCUUGUCACCAAACAAUGGCAUGCCAGAGCUUACGAUGAUGUAUAAGGUGGAAUCUGGUAUUGUCGACGAUUCUCAGCAGUAUGGGUUACACUUGGCACGAGCGAUGGGGCUUCCAAAGAAAUUUGUAGAUGAUGCUGAGGAAGCAUCGAACUAUUUGAGACAGAUGCGACUAGAGGGCGAAGUGAACUCGGAAGAGCGAAAGACGGUCCAAAAACGACAAGCUAUUUUGAAACUAUAUGAUUCAUUGAAGCAAGCGAAUGAAUAUGGCAACCCUGACGUGUUGUAUGGCUACCUCAAAAAGUUACAAGAAGAUUUCGUGGUGAGAAUGGUGGCUAUUGACAAAGGAACUCUCGCAUCAGAAUGA
Molecule: messenger RNA, 2175 nt
Organism: [Torrubiella] hemipterigena
Lineage: Eukaryota; Fungi; Ascomycota; Sordariomycetes; Hypocreales; Clavicipitaceae
Source: the annotation of a GenBank genome assembly